This is a messenger RNA of Triticum dicoccoides, 1311 nucleotides long. RefSeq lists its product as uncharacterized. The record is from RefSeq and is a predicted model, not a curated record. The coding region runs from base 70 to 1311 and encodes 413 amino acids. Gene Ontology annotation, molecular function: protein binding. The transcript has 4 exons. Lineage: Eukaryota; Viridiplantae; Streptophyta; Magnoliopsida; Poales; Poaceae.
CGCCGGCGACCUCACCUCGCCGCCCCGUCUGCCGGCGAUUCGAGCGGUGGAGAGAGAGGAGAAGACACGAUGGAUCCAGGUGCUGAGAUUCCCCAAGGCCACGGGGCCGAUCCCAUUACCGGACCGUUGUGUGUGGACGACAGGAGGCUGCGGUGUUCCGUGCCGCAGGCCGGCCCUAUGUCCAAGGUGCUUGACGACGACAACCUCCUAAUCGAGAUCCUUGUCCGUCUCCCGCCGAAGCCAUCCUCGCUGCCCCGCGCAUCCGCUGUAUGCAAGCGCUGGGGCAGCAUCCUCUGUGACUCCGUGUUUCUCAAACUCUUCCGCAAGCACCAUCGGAAACCUCCUCUGCUCGGCUUCUUCAACGGGUUUGCUAACCGCUUUGCUCCCAUCAUGGACUCGCCCGACCGCAUCCGUGCUGCUUGCUUCUCCAUGCCCAAGAGAAGCACACCAUACAAGGACUACGGAGAAUACAUGGGCUGCCGCCACGGUCUCGCUGUUGUAAUCAACAAGCAUGAGCGUACUACCAUCGUGUGGGACCCCCUCACUGGCCAACAACAUACCGUGCCUUUUCCACAAGGGCUCGAUGAUGCCUUUAUGGGGAGUUUAUGUGCCUGGCAUGGCGCGGUAUUGUGCAUUGAUGCUGAAUAUGGGCAUGUCCAUAGAGAUUGCUUCUCGAGCCCGUUUAAAUUGGUUUUGGUCUGCACUGGAUUUUCUAAUACAGACGCAUUUUGUUCUCUCUACGACUCGGCUUCUGGUGUUUGGGGAAAUAUUUUCUCGACGACGAUAACAACUGAAAUUUUUAGGUUAAGGCCCAGCAUCCUAGUCGGGAAUGCGUUUUGCUGGCUGGUUUCUAAUGGUGAAGUCCUUGUGUUUGAUUUCGAAAUUCAGAGCCUUGAUGUGAUUGAGAAGCCGUCAGACAACUAUGUUACCGACGGUUGUUUUCAGCUCUUACGGAUGGAGGAUGGUGGACUUGGCCUCGCUGUUUUGUCGGACUACAUCAUCCAAUUAUGGGAGAGGAAAUCUAACUGUGAUGGUAUUGCCGGAUGGGUGUUGCUGCAGAAAAGCAUUCCGCUGGAGGGAAUAUUUUCAAGGAGAAUGCAUCCUCCUGUCUGUUUCGUCGGGUAUGAUGAGGAGACAAAUGUGAUUGUUUUCGCUACGAUGGUUGGCAACUUCACACUCCAACUUGACUCAAUGCAGCUCAAACAUAUUGUUAAAAGAAAAUUCAUAUGUUGCGAUACCUUUUAUCCCUACACAAAUUUCUAUACUGCAGGCAGGGGAGUUGGGUUGAAAGGGGUGGAUCUGGAACUGUGA